AUGGCGGAAUCGGACGACGGAUUUCAGCUCGCCUUGAGCGAAUUGAUUGAAGGCGCCGCUGCAGAUGCGCGCCGCCACUCCGCGAGAGCAGAUUCAGGAUCCCCGAUGAGGAAGGCACGGCCGCAGGACAUGGAAGGAGAGCCUCCAAUCAAGCGAGCGAAGCUUUCGAGGACUUCAUCGCCCGCGACCGAUGUGCACCACUGGAGUGCCUGGAGUUCCUCGAGUUCGACGGGCACAACGGCGACGCCGCUGGGCGGGACAUCCCCAAGCAAGAGACACAAGCAGUUCUCCGCUUCUCCUCACCAGGCGCCGAACAUACCACAGGUAGUACGACGUCAAUUUGAUCCGCGAGAGAACGACUUUCCUUACGAGGCUUUGGUGGAAGCUCGGCGCAGGGAACGUGUUGUGGACGUUGACCGCUAUGUCCCUCCGGCUGGCAAUCGACCACCCAGUAGAGCGCCUGGCUUCGCAUCUGCUGCGUACGAUUCCCGGUCUACGCGCACCCAUCACGAACAGGACCGAAUGAAGGCAACACCGGGGUUACACGUUCACGAGAUCGAUUUUGGGCAGAGACGUAACCACAGGGGACAAACCACAAGCCAGAAACCCAUCAAGCCAUUCCGAUUCCAGGACCUACCGGACACAAUCAAGACUCGUAUCGUAUUCUACUUGCUCGUCAAAGACGAGGCGAUCCUCAUCGACUUCACAUGGUUACGUUCCUUUGUGCAUGGCCACAGUAGAGUUCCAAGUGCUACGGAAACACUACGUGCAGAAGACCAAAAGAGCUACACUGUCCCACAGAACUGGCCAGAAUUGAUUCACGAAGUACAAACAAUGCAGAAUGACUGUGGCCCCUUCCGGGAUGCCCUCGAGCUUCGAGGAAACAAAACUCGUGGACUGCGAGGGCCAUGUCGCGGACUUACUACAGGCCUUUUGAGGGUAUCGAGAUCGGUUCACAAGAUGGCAGCCGAGGCGCUAUAUGGAGGAAACAAAUUCAGAUUCCCUUGGCCCACCUGUGCUUGGAUGCAACUGGAAUCUUUCCUGGCCACGAUCGGGUCGCGGAACGUCGGUUACCUGCGAAGUCUCGAAAUCCACGUACCAUUAUGGCACCGAGGCAUGCAAGAAGACUACCUCGAAGGCGCAAUCUUAGAUCUUACAUCGCCUGCUUCGCGCCUUGGUGUCGUCUUACCCACAGCCCGCGACCGACUGCUGUCGGCAAUCACAUUCUGUGUCCACGCCCUGCUCAAAGCCAACAACCUGUCCAAUCUCCUUCUCAUUCUCGAACAUGGCCUGGCCACCGAUCGCUGGAUAGGUCGCCACACAAACGACAGACAGCUCAUACCCCUCGCUGAAGCCGAAGAGUUGGUCGCCAGGAAACAGCAGGGCAUCGCAAUACUACAGGAAUUAGCCCAGCUCGUCAAAACAAAAGCGAUCAGACUCCAUGUGCAGCACGUAGGAGCCAGCAAAAUCCAGGAGUACGAUAAGAAGGAGUUCAAGCAGCGGCUACCUGGACUGAAAAAGGAAGCGGAGAAGUAUGGAUGGGUCGUCGAUCAAGCGUUGAAGGGGAGACGAUAG
Messenger RNA from Cercospora beticola, 1575 nucleotides. RefSeq lists its product as uncharacterized. NCBI's taxonomy places the organism in Eukaryota, Fungi, Ascomycota, Dothideomycetes, Mycosphaerellales, Mycosphaerellaceae. The record is from RefSeq and is a predicted model, not a curated record.